This is a messenger RNA of Amyelois transitella, 1170 nucleotides long. RefSeq names its product ferritin, lower subunit (gene Fer2LCH). Lineage: Eukaryota; Metazoa; Arthropoda; Insecta; Lepidoptera; Pyralidae. Gene Ontology annotation, biological process: intracellular iron ion homeostasis; iron ion transport. The coding region runs from base 236 to 928 and encodes 230 amino acids. The record is from RefSeq and is a predicted model, not a curated record. Gene Ontology annotation, molecular function: ferrous iron binding; ferric iron binding. The transcript is spliced from 5 exons. Gene Ontology annotation, cellular component: cytoplasm.
UAUUGUAUAGUAAUCUUUGGACGCUGUCAACUGCUACUCAGAUAAAUCGUAAAUAAGAUUACGUGUAUAUUGCCCGACUGCUGGGGCACUUAUCAGUUUAGUUCGAUUCUUUGUUGGAGGCUCCCUUCUGCGCCAGUGUGUGUAAAGGUUGCUCAUUCAACACAACGUUUCUACGAGUUUCAUUAUCUAUUUCAUUUCUUCGUCUCCUCGAAGUCAUUCGCAAAAUAAUUGCAUCAUGAAAGCUAUCGUUGCUUUGUUCGUCUGCAUGCUCGCCGGGGCUCUUGCCGUCGACGAGUGCUACCAAGACGUAUCACUGGAUUGCGGCCAAGCGUCAGAUGGCUUAACACUACAAAGAUGUAACGCUAAAUACGCUGAGUAUGGCCGUCAUGGAAACGUCGCUACGGAGAUGCAAGCAUACGCAAACUUACAUCUGGAGCGGUCGUAUGAAUACCUUCUAUCGGCAUCUUUCUUCAACAACUAUCAGACCAACCGCGCUGGCUUCACUAAGCUGUUCAAGAAGCUGUCUGACGACGCUUGGGGGAAGACUAUUGAACUCAUCAAACAUAUAACAAUGAGAGGUGACGAAAUGAACUUCGCUCAGCGUAGCACCCAGAAACCGGCAGAACGCAGGAACUACACCGCCGAAGUCCACGAGCUGGAGUCCCUGGCUAAGGCUCUCGACACACAGAAGGAGAUCGCUGAACGCGCCUUCUACAUUCACCGUGAAGCCACCAGGAAUAGUCCGCACAUGCACGACCCUGAAAUCGCCCAAUACUUGGAAGAGGAGUUUAUCGAAUACCAGGCCAAGACCGUCCGCGACCUCGCCGGACACACUUCAGACCUCAAGAAAUUCAUUACAGCCAAUAAUGGACAAGAUCUUUCCCUCGCUUUGUACCUCUUUGACGAGUACUUACAAAAAACUGUUUAAAUAGUUAAAAAAUAACACAUACUUUUUUCUCCUUUAAUACUCCACUAUAUCCAAAAAACAAGUUUAGUAAAGCGGUUCAAAAUUAGCAUUUAAUAUUGGUUUUGUACAAAAUAAUGGGCUGUUAAAAAGUGUUUAAGUUUGAUUUUUUAAAUGUAUAAUAAAUAUAUAUAAGUAAAUAUAGAAACAUCAUGCUGUAGAUUGUAAUCCCGAGUUUUAUUUUUAAAUAAAAUAUCAUAACCCGC